CGCGUCGUCACCGACGACGACGCGCGCGGGACGCGCGGCGAUCGGCGAUGCGACGACGGUGAAACGCGCGAUGACGGGAUCGAGCGGGACGUCGCCGCGGGCGCCGCCGACGACCGUCGAGCCCGCGAGCGGGUGGUUGGGGACGGUGCUCGGACAGCUGACGCCGGGAAAACUGGCGCGGAUGCUGUUUUCGACGCCGUCGCCGUCGCCGCCGCCGCCGCCGCCGAAAGCGACGGCGGCGAGACGCGCGCCGCCGCCGCCGCCGCCGCCGCCGAAGAGACAACCGCCGCCGCCGCCGCCGUUCGCGGCGCGAACGAAGGGAGAGAAUCAAGAGAACGGGCUCGCCGGCGCGGGCUCCCAAAAGUUGCCCGAGUUGGAAGAGGGACAGUUGGAUGAAUUGCCUCCGCCGAAACCGCCGCCGCCGAAACCACCGAAACCGCCGCCGCCGAAACCGCCGAAACCGCCGCCGCCCAGACCGCCGAAACCGCCCGCGGGGGCGCCGAAAAGCGCGUCGAAGAAGCGCGUUCGAGCGAGCGCGAAGGAACGAGCGAUGUCGACGAAGGCAGCCGAAUCGAAAGCAAAGGUGCAAAAGCCAGAGUCGUCGGACGAAGAAGAAGAGUUGGAGGAUGGCGAACUUCCGAAACUCGUCAACCUGUACGAUUCAAACGACGCGAUGCUCGUGGACGACGAAGACGCGAAAACGCCGGAAGGGAAGCUCGAGAAGAUUGAAAAGAUCGCCGCGAAGAGCAGGGAGGUGUUGGGAGGAGGUGAGUUUGACACGAUGGAAAACAUCGCACGGCUCCGCGACGACGCGGAUGAGACGCUGUUGAACAAUGUGAAUUCCCCGCAAUACAAAAAACGAAAGCCGAAGCGGCGUCGAAAAGCGAGUACGAAUGCGUCUACGGACGACGUCUCUCUCGGAAAAUCAACCGGCUCGUCGAUCGAUAAGACGAAGAAAAUGCAUCCCUCGCUCGAGCGUUUGAUUGCGUCGAGAAAGCUCGCGCUGGUGUUGGAUUUGGAUCACACGCUUUUGAACAGCGUGUUGGUACCAGAUUUACGAAUGGAUUCGAAUUGGUUACGUAACGCGAUGCGUCUUCUCGAUGCCGACGUCAAGCGCGCGGAGGACGCGAACGACCCGUUAAAGCGUUCGGUCUUUCAUCUCCAGCAUUUCGAUUUGUUGACCAAGUUGCGGCCUGGCGUUCGAAGGUUUCUCGAGCGAGCUUCGCGUUUGUUUGAGAUUCACAUCAACACCAUGGGGUCGCAAGCGUACGCGGAUCAAAUGGUAGAAUUACUCGAUCCCGAGAAACGAUGGAUACAUGGAACCGUAAGAGGUCUCGGGGAAAUGGAAGGAGGGAAGCUGUGGGCGCCUGCGGAGAAGACGCUCGACGGCGCGUUGGAACACCUCGCCGACGCCUGUUUGAUUUUCGAUGACACCGCGAGCGUGUGGGAAUCGCAUCGACGAAACUUGGUCACGUGCGAGCGGUAUUUAUUCUUCCCGCAGGCUCGACGUCAGUUUGGUUUAUCGGGGAUGUCGCUGCUGGAAAUCGGCCAGGACGAAAGCGAAGAUGAGGGCAUGCUCUCGACGGCGAUGAAAGUGUUUGAAUCCGUCCACUCGGCGUAUUUCGCCGGCGGCUACGAUAAGAACGUCAAGCACAAAGUCAGAGCACUGAAACAACAUGCGAGCGACGUGCGCGCGGUGCAGGAAAUUCUGUGCGCCCAACGCAAGAAGGUACUCGCAGACGUGCGCAUCGUUUUUAGCCGCGUUUUCCCCAUCGACGCCGACCCCACGACGCAUCCUUUGUGGAUCUUAGCCGAAGAUUUCGGCGCUACGUGUGGACGGACACUUUGCGACGACACCACCCACGUUGUAGGCACGGCGAGCUCGACGGAUAAGGUGAAAGCGGCAAAGGCGCGAGGAAACGUGCACGCCGUAACCCCUCACUGGCUCGAAUGUUCGAUGCUCCUCUGGCGUCGCGCAAACGAAGCCACGUUUCGAAUUUAGCACACU
Ostreococcus lucimarinus CCE9901 is the source of this 2008-nucleotide messenger RNA. RefSeq lists its product with no specific name. The record is from RefSeq and is a predicted model, not a curated record. Lineage: Eukaryota; Viridiplantae; Chlorophyta; Mamiellophyceae; Mamiellales; Bathycoccaceae. The transcript has a single exon. The coding region runs from base 71 to 2002 and encodes 643 amino acids. Gene Ontology annotation, molecular function: RNA polymerase II CTD heptapeptide repeat phosphatase activity.